Petromyzon marinus (sea lamprey) is the source of this 4116-nucleotide messenger RNA. RefSeq names its product guanylate cyclase 2G-like. Gene Ontology annotation, molecular function: protein kinase activity; peptide receptor activity; guanylate cyclase activity. The record is from RefSeq and is a predicted model, not a curated record. Lineage: Eukaryota; Metazoa; Chordata; Hyperoartia; Petromyzontiformes; Petromyzontidae. Gene Ontology annotation, biological process: receptor guanylyl cyclase signaling pathway; protein phosphorylation; intracellular signal transduction. Gene Ontology annotation, cellular component: plasma membrane.
AGUUUUGAAUUUAAUAUCGGAAGGAGCGUUCCAGAAGGCCGCAAAAGCGCAUCUGAAGGCACAUGAUGCACUCAUGGCCAGUGUUGCCAACUUAAUGAUAUUUUCGAUAGAUCUUGCGGAUUUUUUCUCUUCCCCUGGCAAUGUAAUUUUUGCACAGGGCCUAAUGACGAAUCUAGCAACUUUCUGGGACGAGGGCAUUAAGCAAAUUUGCGAGCGAUUGCAGGUGUAUAUUGAAGAUCCUGUAUCUAUUUUCUAUGUCUAAUAGUAGGUAAAUGGUAUCGUGAUAUUUUCGAUUAAUUUAGAAGGUCUAACUAGCAACAUCUAGUGGAUUUUUGAGGUUCCUUUUUGGCGAGAUGUAUCUGAACGGAGUUGGCAACACUGCUUGUGGCUGUAAUUAAGAUUGCAAAUUCUACUUCCCAUGACAUUCUGGUUUCUAUAUAUACUGUAUAUACACACCGAAGCCAUUAGCAGCACAUCUAUAAGACGUGAUGAUAUAUGUUCUUUACUACAAUUGUGAAUGAAACUGUCUACCAAGAGGGACCUCGAAAGGCACCUGAAACCUUGUUAGGCGUUGCACUCCACCAUCCUGUCACUUGUUCCAUCUGAUGCCUUGUCCACCAGGGAGCGCACCCCUUGCUGCAAGUAGAAUGGUGACACCUUUCUUUGUCAGGGGGAUACAUUUUUGUCGAGGUCAAAGGUCAACGAUUGUACGUAGCUCUUAAUCAAUACCAUACGUCCUUGGGUCCUUUCAGUCAGAAUGGGCUCUCAGUUGACUAUGUUUGAUAACAAAUUGCUCGUUCUGUGACGGAAAAAUGAAAUUUGUAUGGAGAUAUAGCGUUAUAUAAAUAUGUUCAGAGAUAUGUAUUUUUUCCUUGAUAUGCUUGGGUUGCAGCAGCAAUGCUUCCAAUCAUAGUGUCAAGAAUUCAAACCCCUAUGGGCCCGUUUUGAUCCAGCCUCAUCAUCUCACUGGGGUUCAUAACAUUAUGAACCACCCAGUGAACACCACUUAGUGACAGCUCAACUGUAGCAGUUGGUGGACUAACCCCCACCAUAAGAACAUGGAAUUCUCACUUCUGGCUCACGACUGCCAAUGAAUGUGCAGUAGCAGCAGCAGCACUAGGGUUACCACCUCCGAGGUAGAACAAAAGCUUGGACAUGCCAUGUGAGGAGGACGGAGAAGUGAGAACUGUGUGUAACUGAAAUGAAGCAUAAUCUUUGAUGUCUGUUCUUCUGGGAAGACUUACAUGUUUCCCAGGACAGCUGCCACAAAGAGAGGGCCAUCUUUGGAAACGCAGGACAGGUGGCAACACAAAGCAGCACCCAAGGGUCAUUUACACGUCGGGACACUGAAUACAGUACUGCACAUAAUUCUGUCUUCAGGUGUGUCGGGACAGGUAAACAUUGAUGUUAACGGAGAGCGCUUCCUAGAUUACGCUGUGUUCAACCUGCAGAAGAAGGGCAACAGCAGUCAGUUCCUGCCCGUAAUGGUGUUCGACACCUUCCAGGGAAGUAUCAGCUUUACCCCAGAAUACCAGAAGAUGGUAUGGCCAGAGGGAGGGCCUCCGAAUGACAUGCCGAUAUGUGGUUUCCUUGGAGAACUCUGCCAGGAGAUUCCGUAUAACUUGGCGCUAGUGCUGGUCGGCACCAUCUCCUCUGUGGUCAUCGUGGGCUCCGUUGUCUACAUACUGUACCUCAUAGUGCAGAGACACCUCUUGCAAGGCGGCAAGGAUUUCAUGUGGUGGAAAAUUAACAUCGAGGAGAUCGUCAUGGUCAGCACGAGCAAGCAAGGGAAUGCGGCAUCCUGCUCACUGCAAACUCCGGUGGAAAAUGGAAGCUACAAGUCAGGAGAGCAACUCUCAAGCAACCAGAGCAAUGCUCACCAUGGAGUGCUCGGCAGGGAGAAGAUGUUCACGCCUCUCGGCAUCUACCAGGGAAACCAAGUCGCUCUCAAGUUUCUGCAGAGGACCCGACCUCCUGACCUCAAGAGCAAGACCUUGCUGAAGGAGCUGCAGAUGCUCCGGGAACUUCGUCAUGAGAACCUGGUGGUGUUUUUUGGCGUUUGCGUGGAGAUGCCCAACAUUUGUAUCGUGACGCAAUACUGUCGCAAGGGAAGCCUCAAGGAUGUGCUGAAGACUUCUGAUUUUGAGCUGGACUUGAUGUUCAAGACCUCCUUUGCUUAUGACAUUGUGAACGGCAUGAUAUUCCUGCACAAGAGUCCCAUAAAAUCUCACGGGAACCUCAAGCCGUCCACUUGCCUGCUGGACAGCCGCCUGCAAAUCAAGCUCACCGGCUUCGGUAUCUGGGAGUUCCGCCACGGAAAGAAGGGGAAGAUCAUGGACGUCAACAAUCAAGAUAAGCUGUUCUGGACAUCACCGGAGCUGCUCCGCAUGGAGAUCUUCCCGGUGAACGGCACCCCCAAGGGGGACGUGUUCAGCUUCGGCGUGCUCAUGCGCGAGAUGAUCUACCACGAGGACGAGGGGCCCUACGUCGGCGUCGACAUGGAGCCCAAAGAAAUAAUCGACCAGGUGCGGGAGGGGAAAUGUUCGCCUCCUCUGCGGCCCCUGCUCACGGAGCGCUGUGAGCCGCGCAUUCAGGCCCUGAUCCAGCGUUGCUGGGACGAAUCUCCCGACCGCCGGCCCGACUUCCACUCUAUCGCACGCAUGCUGCGCUCCGCCAGCCCCGAAGGACACAGGAGCAUUUUGGACAACAUGGUUUCAAAGUUGGAGAAGUACGCCAACCACCUGGAGGAGGUGGUAGAAGACCGCACGGCCCAGCUGGAGAGUGAGAAGAAGAAGACAGACCGUCUGCUGUCCAGCCUGCUGCCGAGUGUUGUUGUGGAACAGCUGAAGGCCGGCAAGACCGUGCAGCCUGAGCACUUUGAGCAGGUGACCAUCUUCUUCUGCGACAUCGUGGGCUUCACGGCCAUGAGCGCCAUCAGCAGCCCACUGGAGGUCAUCACCCUCCUCAACGACCUCUACAACCUCCUCGAUGACAUCAUCAAGGAAUACGAUGUCUACAAGGUGGAGACUAUCGGGGACGCGUACAUGGUGGCGAGCGGCCUCCCCGUGCGCAACGGCGUGCGGCAUGUGGAGGAGAUCUCCAUCAUGUCCCUCCACUUCCUGAGCUCCAUCAUAAAUUUCCGCAUCCGCCACCUUCCCAAGGAGCAGCUCAAAAUUCGCAUCGGCGUCAACAGCGGUUCGGUGGUGGCAGGAGUGGUGGGGAACACCAUGCCCAGGUACUGCCUCUUCGGAGACACCGUCAACGUGGCCUCACGCAUGGAGAGCACCGGUUACCCUCUGCGCAUCCACGUUUCUGAAUCAACCGCGUCUCUCUUGAAAUCGAUUGGAGGUUACGAACUGGUUGAGAGGGGAGCAAUCCAACUAAAGGGGAAAGGUAGCCAGCUGACGUACUGGCUGAACGGCAAGUUUGGGUUCCACAUGCCUCUGCCAGACUUUGACUACAUGGAGGAAAUCAUGAGGAGCAAGCUCAGCACUGAGAGUAGCCAGAUUGUGGAGUCUAAAGCCGAGGAAAUGGUGCGGGAGCUGGAAAAAUUCCAGCUGACGCAGAGAAUGCGUCCGCAGGGGAAGAGCGUGGAAGGGUGCAGCACCGAGAAUGCCCUCCCCUCCUCUGUGACCGCCACGGAUCAUGUGUGGGCCGCAACCCAGUAGGGUGCUCUCAAGUCCGAACGGAAUCAAUAGAUUGUCAAUGGGUCAGCUACCAAUCGUCUUGUGUUGAGCGAGACCCAUCACUGAACAUUAGAACUCCUCUUAUGCGUGGCCUUAUUACACCUGUGACUCCUGUUAUCCGUUAGAUCAAUAGGAUCUUCGAAAACUCGUGUAUUGUCCGUGCCUCAGUUGUUCCUGUUCGUCGCGAUCAUCCUGAGUGUUUUUUUUACAUCCUGCGUUGAGGAAUGGAUUCCUAUUAGUCACACAUUUUUCAUGGAUAAGUGGAGCGCAUCGGCAAAUGAAUGCUAUUAUCUGUGAUUGUAAGUGGCUAAAUUCACGGAUAACAUCGCGGAUAACAGGAUCCCACGAUGUCCAUUCCUUACAUCACCGUGGAUUAGCACGGUCGGCUACAAAUGGUGCGAAUGAAGUUCAAUAAACAUAUAUACGUGAA